This is a messenger RNA of Neltuma alba, 2170 nucleotides long. Its product is annotated as protein trichome birefringence-like 10. Gene Ontology annotation, molecular function: O-acetyltransferase activity. The transcript is spliced from 4 exons. Bases 262 to 1632 code for a protein of 456 amino acids. Gene Ontology annotation, cellular component: Golgi apparatus. The record is from RefSeq and is a predicted model, not a curated record. NCBI's taxonomy places the organism in Eukaryota, Viridiplantae, Streptophyta, Magnoliopsida, Fabales, Fabaceae.
UGCGACUCUUGCCAGCCAAUCCUAACGCUCCUUCCCCUUCACGAGACUAACUGUUACUAUUUGCCUGCGCAACGUGUUGAACGCGACAUCCAUUCCACAGACUAGUUAUUUUCUUUUAAUCCUGUGAAGGCGAAAACCAGAGUCGUUCUGCCAUUAAUGCAUUCUUCCACUUCCUGGGUCCACCCUUCUCCUCCUCGUCUCUUUUUUGCCCUCCGUUUAUAAUAUCAUCUUUCUUGGCACCUUUUGGAGAUACGCCCUUGAAUGUUUCAGCACUCUGGCGACACCAUGACCCCCCCGGAUAUGCCGAAGAAGCUUAAGCGCUUUAUUCCUCUCGAACCCACUCUUGGAAUAUUGAGCUUCUUGUUGAUCGCCUCUCUCUUCAUCGUCUGCUUCUUCUACCUGGAUUUCCAGUCUAUCUUUAGGGGGAUACACUCUGGAGGACUGGUUUCCCUGGGAUGGGGUACUUUAUCCUUGUCUUCUUCUUCCUCUUCUUCGUCUUCUCCGUUGAUCGGGGAUUCUCGCCCCGAAUUUCUCCAGCGAGAUGGUGAUAGUUGUGACGUGUUUGAUGGAAAUUGGGUUUGGGAUGAGAGCUAUCCGCUGUAUAAUUCCACUGUUUGUUCCUUCAUGGAUCAAGGUUUUCGGUGCAAUGAGAAUGGCAGGCCUGAUAGCAUCUACACCAAGUGGCGCUGGCAGCCCAGAGACUGCAAGUUGCCCAGAUUUGAUGCAGGGAAGAUGUUGGAAAUGUUUAGGAACAAGCGUAUUGUAUUUGUUGGUGACUCAAUAGGAAGGAACCAAUGGGAAUCACUCCUUUGUUUGCUCUCUUCUGCAAUUCCCAACAAAACCUCCGUGUAUGAGAUUAAUGGAAGUCCAAUCACAAAGCACAUAGGGUUCUUGGCAUUCAGGUUUGGAGAUUUCAACUGCACUGUGGAAUACUACAAAUCACCAUAUCUGGUGGUGCAGGGCAGGCCUCCUCGUGGAGCACCCACGAAUGUAAAAAUGACUUUGAGAAUUGAUCUCAUGGACUGGACUUCUCACCGUUGGAGAGAUGCAGAUCUGCUCGUUCUUAAUGCUGGGCAUUGGUGGAAUUAUGAGAAGACUGUAAGAAUGGGAUGUUAUUACCAAAUAGGGCAGGAAGUGCAGAUGAAUAUGACUAUAGAAGAGGCAUUCAGGAGAUCAAUGGGGACAGUAACUAACUGGAUUGCUAGUGAAGUAAACAUGAACAAGACUUUCGUCCUUUUCCGAACUUAUGCUCCUGUGCAUUUCAGGGGUGGUGACUGGAAUACUGGUGGAGGCUGUCACUUGGAAACCCUGCCUGAUUUAGGUCCCUUGCCAGAUUAUCAUGAUAGCCAUGUCGAAAUUGUCUUGGAUGUGUUAUCAGGGCACUUGAAUAAAUCGAAAGUGACGAAUUUGGACUUGUUAAAUAUCACUCAAAUGACAUUACGCAGAAAGGAUGGCCAUGCUUCGAUUUACUAUCUUGGACCUGAUAAGGGUACCGCCCCUCUGCGGAGGCAAGAUUGCAGCCAUUGGUGCCUUCCUGGUGUUCCUGAUUCAUGGAAUGAGAUUCUCUAUGCACUUCUCCUUAAACGGGAGACACACCGCACAAUAAAUGCAACAAGAGUUUCCCAAGUUUGAUUGUAAUUUCUCUGGAAAGCUUGCUCUGGUAUACAAAUUUUUUUUCCAAUUUUCUUCAUGCUGCCUUCAUUAUGAUGGGUGAGUACUGUGAAGCUGGAUUGAAGUUGGGUCUUGCGAGCUCAGCCACAUCAGUGGUCGAUACAUCUACACAUGUUGGUUUGCCUUAUAUCCUAACGAUUUCUUCACCCUUGUUGGAGUAGUCUCUAGCACUAUACGUCAACACACCACCACACUCAUAUGAAAUUAUAUGCGGGAUGAUGAAUUUAAGGGACAGCCUAUGAAAGAAGUUUCACUGAGAAGCCAUAUUGAUAGAUCAGAAAACACAUGCAGGUCUUUGUAAAUUUCAAAAGUUGUAAAUUUUCAAAUACAUAGAAGAAUGAUGAACAUUGAGUCUUUGAUGUAGCGGAUUUUUCACCGUAUACAGGUUUAUAUACUUGUACUAGAUCUUAUGGCCAUUUGUUGUCAUACAGGGGAACGCAAGUGUAAUUAUGUAAAUACUUCAGAAAAAAGAGUAUGUGGGGUUUGGUUUUGACUUUUA